Molecule: messenger RNA, 3310 nt
Organism: Morus notabilis
Lineage: Eukaryota; Viridiplantae; Streptophyta; Magnoliopsida; Rosales; Moraceae
Product: RNA-binding protein 25
Exons: 7
Coding region: 168-3050 (960 amino acids)
Biological process (GO): mRNA processing
Molecular function (GO): RNA binding
Source: RefSeq, a predicted model, not a curated record
AAGAGGAAAAAAAAAAUAAAGCAACCCUCCCUCAGUCCCUCUCCCUCUCUCUCUCUCUCUCUAGGGCACAGAAAAACCUGAAACGGCAAAACCGAAAUUCACACAAUUCACCAAAUUCCAUUCACUGCCAGAUCUCUCUCUUUCUCUGAAGCUUCUUCAUUUCAUCCAUGGCGGACGCUCCUUCUUCUCCUGCUACCAUGGAAUUUAACCCUCAAAAAUCUCAAGACCAAAACUCUACCUCCCAAUCAAACCUCCCCAAUCCUCCACCAGCUCCAACACCGCCACCACCGUCGUCACAAGCUUCUCAACCUACGCAAUCGUCGCCAAACCCUAGUCCGAAUUCAACUCAAGUGCCUCCAACGCCUCCCUCUAUCUCUUACGCGCCUCCGCCGGUCUCCGGCGUCGCCGCCUCCUUCGUCCCGCCCUCGGCGCCGUCAUUUCGUCCGGUUCCGCAGUUCUCUCCGAUUCCAAAUUUUCAAAACCCUAGCCUCCAAAUUCCAGGCGUCCAGCCUCCCGGCGUGAGCUCCGCGGCGGCCAGCGGCGGGGCCGCCGGGGUCCCUAUUUCGGUACCGGUGCCGCCGCAACCUUUGAUGCAUUAUCAGGUCCAGCCUGGUCAGUUUCCAAACCCUGCGUUGAGACCUUCGUAUGCUCCGAUACCGAAUGGAUUCACGGCCGUGCCUGGUGCUGUUACUCAAGGCACUAUACCUCCACCUGGACUUCCUCGUUUUCCUUCUCCUUAUACCACGAUGGUCCGGCAUGCAUUUUCUCCACGGCCACCAGGAGCAAUUGGGGUGCUACCACGCCCUCCUGUUCCAGGGAUUCCUGGAGUUCGCCCAAUCAUUCCCCCUAUUGUUAGGCCAGUCAUUCCUAGUGUUACUCCAGCCGAGAAACCACAAACCACUGUAUAUGUUGGCAAGAUAGCACCAACUGUGGAAAAUGAUUUUAUGUUAUCUGUCCUUCAGUUUUGUGGACCUGUCAAGGCUUGGAAACGUGCUCAAGAUCCCACUGAUGGGACUCCUAGAGGUUUUGGAUUUUGUGAAUUCGAGUCUGCUGAAGGUGUUCUUCGUGCAUUGCGCUUGUUGAGCAAAUUUAGUAUUGACGGACAAGAACUUGUGUUAAACGUUAACCAAGCAACGAGAGAUUAUCUAGAGCGAUAUGUUGAAAAGAAAACUGAAAACUCUAAGAAGCUCAAAGCAACUGAAGCUUCACCUGCUAUGAAAGAGGAUGAAAGUGCAGCAAGUGAUGAAAAGACCGACCUUCCGAAGCCGACUGCAGAGGAGCCAACGAAGGAAGACAGUGAUUCGGGGAAUAAAGAAAAUGACAAUGCAAAUUUUGGUAUUGUCACGGAUGAAGACAGUGAAGCUGAUCGGGAAGCAAUGGGGAAGCUGACAAGCAUGAUUGAGGAGAGGUUAAAAACCAAACCUCUCCCUCCACCUCCACCUCCACCUCCACCUCCUGCACAAGCAUCUGGUGAAGGCGCUGGGAAUUCUAACUCAGAGCUGCCAGCUAAAUCAAGGGAUGGAGACUCUGAUGCAGAUAUGAGAAAUGAUGCAACUGAAGAAAAAAAUGAUGAUGAGUCAACUAGUGGGAACAAACUCGUAAGUGAGAAUGAUAGGACUGAAGCAAGCUCACCUGAUAAGAAUAGAAGGCAUGAUCGAAGAAGCAGGGACAGAGACAGAGAGCGUGAUCUCAAAAGAGAAAAGGAAAGAGAGCUUGAAAGAUUUGAAAGAGAAACAGAGCGGGAGCGGAUACGUAAAGAGAGGGAGCAAAGGAGGAGGUUGGAGGAAGCUGAGCGCCAGUAUGAGGAAUAUCUCAAAGAGUGGGAGUAUAGGGAAAGGGAGAAGGAGAAACAACGUCAGUAUGAGAAGGAGAGAGAGAAAGAUAGGGAACGCAAAAGGAAGAAGGAGAUUAUUUAUGAAGAGGAAGAUGAUGAUGAUGAUUCAAGAAAGAGGUGGCGAAGAAGUGCGUUGGAGGAGAAGAGAAAGAAAAGGCUAAGAGAAAAGGAAGAUGACUUGGUUGACAUGCAAAAAGAGGAAGAAGAAAUUGCUGAGGCCAAGAGGAGGGCUGAAGAGGAAAAGCAGCGACAGCAAGAGAAAGAUCUUUUGGAGAGUUCAUCUGAUCGUGUAACAAAUGGAACCGAAAAGGCUGUAUUGGCUGAGGAAUCCAGUGCUGAAAUGAAAGAUAAGGAUUAUGAGGGUGAUUCUGGUCAUGACAAUCGUAUCGGUGACAUGAUUCUACAAAAUGGUGGUAUCAUUGAUGAAUCGACCAUGGCAUCAGUUGCUGCAUCGGAUACACAACAUAGUGGCAACGUCACCACUAAGAAAUUGGGUUUUGGUCUUGUUGGGUCUGGUAAACGUACUGCUGUACCUUCUGUUUUUAGCAACGAGGAUGAUGAUGAUGCACAUAAGGAGAAAAAGAUGAGGCCCUUGGUUCCCAUUGAUUAUUCGACGGAAGAACUACAAGCGGUCCAGACUGCUUCAGGGGCAACUCAACCAAAUUUGGUUGCUGCUGCUGAAUUUGCCAAGCGAAUAUCAAAUACUGGCUCCAAGGACGAGAAGCUUGAUGCUGAAAAGGAAAGAAGUAGACGCACAAAAGACCGAUAUGAUGAGGAUGGUAAUCGCACUAGAAAUGAAACCAAGGAGAAGACUCGUGAUACAACAGAUCGAGAAUAUGGUGGGGACAGAGUAAAGACAACAAAUAAUAAGAAGCUUUUGGAUGCAAAGCAACUCAUUGAUAUGAUCCCAAAGACCAAGGAGGAGUUAUUUUCGUAUGAAAUAAAUUGGGCUGUUUAUGACAAGCAUGCACUUCACGAGAGAAUGAGACCGUGGAUCUCGAAAAAGAUUACGGAGUUUUUAGGAGAGGAAGAGGCCACACUGGUAGACUACAUUGUAUCUAGUACUCAAGAACAUGUCGAAGCAGACGGCAUGCUGCAGCUUCUUCAAUCCAUUCUAGAUGAGGAAGCUGAAAUGUUUGUUCUCAAGAUGUGGAGGAUGCUCAUCUUCGAAAUUAAGAAGGUGGAGACGGGCCUCUCCUCGAGAUCUAGAACAUGAUGCAUUUUUUAGUUCCUUUGUUUAUGCUGAAUGCUGACUUUAGUAAAAUAUUAUUGCCCCAGUUGAGAUGAAAUGUUUUUCAGACGCCCUUUAGAAUGGAUCAGAAUCAGAUGGAUGGCUGUCUAGGCUUAGACAUAUUCUUCGGUUGUUUCAUCGUCCCCAUAAGCAAUGAAACCCAUUAUUGUUUUCUUGUAGCUUCGGCACCCAUUAAUUCUUGAUUUCUUGUUUGGAUGGCAAUAAAAAGUUAAAAACUCUUAUAA